AAACAAAAAUUGACAAAAAAAAGUGUCUAUAUAAACCCCUCGUGUCUCACGAAAAUCCUUUCUUUCUUUUCGCUAUCCGGGCAAUUUCAGCAAAGAUUUUAGGUGUGCACGAAGAAAACCGUGCGUAAAUAAGAAAUGCAAUCCUGACUAGUACUCAAAUAACAUGCAAUUUUCCAAAAAAUUGAGCAUUUUUCUGUAGAAGAACAUAUAUUUGAGUUGUAAACAUGAUGGAAAUCGACACAACAAGUUCGCGAGCCAAUAAUAUCAUGAUGGUGGAAGUCAACACUGGAAAUUCACGGGUCAAUGAGAAACGGCCCUUAGAACUGUCUUCACCUGCAAAAGAAGCAAGAAAGCAUCCUGACAACAAUGGUGGUAACACCACUGUAUUUAUUAACCAUGGCGCAAUUGCUUGGAACGAGAGCAGAAGAAAAUGGGUCGGAGAUCAAUCUCAAAGAUCCCGAAGAGGAAGAACGCCAGAAGAUCCAGUCAUAAGCUGGUCAACUACUUAUGAGGAUCUGCUCUCAAAUAACGACCACUUUCCGGAGCCAAUCCCUUUGCCCGAGAUGGUAGACUUCUUAGUUGACAUAUGGCUUGAUGAAGGUUUGUAUGAUUAGAUGAUCAAUCAGAAUCCAUUGUUGCAGUAGAAGAAUUACACUACAGCUCACACAUACAGUCUGAUUUUUUAGCCGAUUGCGCUGGUUGUUAAUUUAUUAAUAAACUCGGGUUGGACGCGCAUUGUUUAUCUAUCUGUUGAUUAUAUGUUUUCUGGUAAGUUGUAACAUGGUAGCAUAAGUAUGGCUUUCUAGUAGCUUGUAAAAGACCAAGUGGUAGCCUUGUAACUAGAUUUCAUGUAUUUCUAUUUUCUAGUAAUCUUUUUUUGUGUUUAUGCUACUUAUUUGCCCAUGAAA
Molecule: messenger RNA, 908 nt
Organism: Helianthus annuus (common sunflower)
Lineage: Eukaryota; Viridiplantae; Streptophyta; Magnoliopsida; Asterales; Asteraceae
Exons: 5
Coding region: 225-614 (129 amino acids)
Source: RefSeq, a predicted model, not a curated record